Molecule: messenger RNA, 1290 nt
Organism: Durusdinium trenchii
Lineage: Eukaryota; Dinophyceae; Suessiales; Symbiodiniaceae
Source: the annotation of a GenBank genome assembly
AUGGCCUCUCAAACGGAGUUUUCGAGCUUCUGGCCUCCGCUACCUUCUCCGCAGAAUGGGGAGGACGCUGAAGCCCUUGGCUGUGGGCUUUCGGAGGGAACGUCGACGGUGCCGAAGUCCAUGGUCUCCUUCCCGUCCACGUUGCAUCCACAAGGCAUGCCAGUCUUUGGCUGGCUACCACCCCGCCAUGCGUUGAAGCCGCAGCGGCGGAUCAUCAUUGGCCGGAAGCAGCACAAGAGGAGGAUCGAGACCCUCGAAACCGAGGUGGUGGCCUUGUUCGAAGAGCUCCGAGAGGACUUUCCCAAAUCGGACUCCCUCAAGCGGCUACCCCUCUUCUUCAUCACCGGCCCACGUUUUAAGCGGAAGUUAGACGAGUACCUGCGCGCGAGGCUGCGGAAAGGCGUGCCGUCGCUCUUCCGUACCCUCCGGUCCUACUACUACUCGCCGGGGGAGCCCGAGACGGUGGAGGAACUCCUGCUGCAGUACGCGAAGUGUCUGCGGGAGGCGCGGGUGGAAGCCGACCAUGGUCCGUGGAAAGCCGACGGACAUCUCUUGGUCGGCCCACUCAGCUGGUGCAAGGGGCGGAGCGAGACAUUCGUCUUGGAAGAAGGGGAGUCGGUCUGGCUCAACUGGCUCAACAGCAGUAGGUUUGGACCUCUCAGUGGAGAGCAAAGUGAGCCUCCCAAGAUGAGCGACGAAGAACCCCCCACUGCGCUGCUGUUCACCUUGAUGACUCUGGCAGAGCAUUUCGACUUCAUGGGGGAGACGCAUAAGGCGUUGGAGUACGGGAAUGAAGCCAUCGAGCACACACCCACCUUGGUGGAACUCUAUGCAUGCAAGGCUCGGAUCUACAAGCACGCUGGUGACCUGGAGACUUCGGCCAAGUGCUACGAGGAGGUCCGUGAGAUGGACUUGGCCGACCGAUACCUCAAUACGCAGUGCGUCAGGGCGCUCUUGAGGAUCGAUGAGACCCAGCAGGGAAUGGAGAAGGCCCAGCGCGGAGCACCGCCGAUGCGGGGCACCACUAACGCGGCGAACCUCCAUGAGAUGCAGUGCAUGUGGUACGAGUCCGCCGUGGGCCGUAGCUACUACCGGCAGAAGAAGUACGGCAAGGCCUUGAAGCAGUUCCAUGAGACCUUCAAGCACUUCAGCGACAUCGCGGAAGAUCAGUUCGACUUCCACAACUAUUGUUUGCGGAAGACCACUCUCAAGGCCUAUGUGUCCAUGCUUCGGAUGCAAGAGAGGCCUGAGUUCCGGGCUUCGGACCGUUCUUGGGCAGGGAAGUUCUAG